UGCUGCUUGUUGCUCCCCGUUAGGAUGAGUGCGACGGUGCUGUGUGUGACAGUUCUGUCUGCGGUGGUGUUUCGGGUUUCCCAGGGGCAUGAAGGAGGUGGUAGCAUGGUGGUGCUUGAUGGUGGAAAGUUCCAGAUGGGGUCAGAUGCCCCUGAUGGUAAAGAUGGAGAAGGUCCCACAAGAAAGGUGACCGUGAAACCCUUCCAGAUUGACAAGUAUCCAGUUACCAACCUGCACUUCAGGGAGUUUGUGCGUGCCACCAAGUACAAGACAGAAGCAGAGCUUUUUGGAUGGAGUUUCGUAUUUGAGGACUUUGUAUCUGAAGAACUGAAGAAAAAAGUUACACAGAAGCUGGAGUCGGCUCCUUGGUGGCUUCCCAUAGAGAGAACCUUCUGGCGUCAGCCAAGCGGUCCGGGAUCAGGCAUAAAAGAGAAGCUGGAUUACCCGGUGCUGCAGGUUAGCUGGAAUGAUGCUCAAGCCUUCUGCAAGUGGCUGGAGAAGAGGCUGCCAACUGAGGAGGAGUGGGAAUUCGCUGCCCGCGGGGGAUUUAAGGACAAAACCUACCCAUGGGGGAACAUGUUUCAGGUGAACCGCACCAAUCUGUGGCAGGGGAAGUUCCCCGAGAAGGACUCUGCAGAGGAUGGUUAUCAUGGGGCAUCUCCAGUAACUGCAUUUCCUUCUCAGAAUGACUUUGGGUUAUAUGAUAUGCUGGGGAACACAUGGGAAUGGACCGCCACCGAAUACACAAUAGCUGGACGAGCUCAAAAGCAAAAUGGGCAGAAGAUGUACACCCUCCGUGGGGCUUCCUGGAUUGAUACACAAGAUGGUUCAUUCAACCACAAAGCUCGCGUUACAACCAGAAUGGGCAACACCCCCGAUUCAGCAUCUGAUAACUUGAGUUUCCGAUGUGCCAAAAGCAUAAGUAAAGACAAAGGAAAACAAAAAGUGGAUUUAUGAAGACCACGAGGAUUUUGAGGUGGCUGCCAUCAGGAGACUUAUUCUUCUACACCAUACUGUUACUAUAAUUUAACUUCUUGCCUGCAGCAUGGAUCCAGUGGAGUGAAGGACAGAUGAACAUUUUUUUAAACAAACAUUGUCUACCAAGGUAGAAGUGUGUUAAAUAUGAACUUUAAUUUAUUAUGUGGUGCCAAUUGCAAUUUUUGUGGCCCAAUAUUAUAAUGUAAUACAUAGUCCAAUUGUGACAGAGGCAAUUUAAUUAAAGGGAUGAUCAUUUAAUACA
Molecule: messenger RNA, 1240 nt
Organism: Spea bombifrons (plains spadefoot toad)
Lineage: Eukaryota; Metazoa; Chordata; Amphibia; Anura; Pelobatidae
Gene: SUMF2
Product: sulfatase modifying factor 2
Exons: 9
Coding region: 25-957 (310 amino acids)
Cellular component (GO): endoplasmic reticulum
Source: RefSeq, a predicted model, not a curated record